Messenger RNA from Acanthoscelides obtectus, 1238 nucleotides. The record is from the annotation of a GenBank genome assembly. NCBI's taxonomy places the organism in Eukaryota, Metazoa, Arthropoda, Insecta, Coleoptera, Chrysomelidae.
CCCAUGUCAAUCCCAACAAUGACAGUGACAACGUAAAAAUUGCAGUAAAAUGAACAUCCAAAAUUUCGUCAAACAAAAAUUCCAAAACAUAAACUCCACACAGCCCUACUCCUCAAAAAAGAGCUUCCAAAAGGCAGUCCAGGUAUGCGUCCUUGGAGGUCAUACGCCGCUAGGCAGGUUCACCAGUUUUCUGCUGAAGCAAAAUCCAGUUUUGUCGCUGCUUAGGAUCCAAGGCGAAAAGGGCGUUGAUGAGAUGGGCAUGGAAUUAAACUCCAUCGAUACUAAAUGCAAAGUAAAGACAUUUGAGGGCAAUGAGGGUGUUCCCAAUUCUAUGAAGAGCGCUGACAUAGUACUCAUCCUUGGUGCCAAGAACCUAAACGAAGACACUUCCUUAGCAGACCGCGUUCUAGAAGAAGGUAAAAGGGUCUACGAUAUCGCGAAGGAAUGUUCAAAGUUCUCCCCUAGAGCUCUGAUUAUCGUAGCUGUACCUCCAGUGUCAGUAUUUACACCAGUAGUUACUGAAGUCUUUCGACAAACUGAUUGGUACCAUCCUGGGAGGAUUGUUGGUUCAGCAGCUCUGGCACAGAUUAAAGCUAACACGCUCUUGGCGCGAAACCAAGAUAUGGAUCCACACAUCUGUACCGUACCAAUUGUUGGAGGACCAGACAUAGACGUUGCGCUACCACUUUUUAGUAGAGCGAUACCUGUAGAGCUCUCCGACAGAGACGCUCAACCGUUAUUGGCCCAAUUUCGCGGCGUUAGGGCAGACGAAUUCCCAGACAAAAAAGCCUUCGUAGAAAACUUCAAGGAAAACGCACCGAUGUCCGAAGCAUUCGCUCUAAAUAACAUGAUCAACAGAAUCGGUCGAGGUAUCUGUGGGGACGACAAAGCUUACUACAAUUGCUUUGCUAGGACUAACGUUCUCAGGUCCGCAUGCAAGUACCUUGUGACCACACUACAGUUCUCUAGAGGAGGAGUCGUACACAAUUACGGCCUACCUCAGCUAACUGCUUUGGAGUCGGAUCUUAUGCAAAGAGCUGCCCUGCAAAUCAAAGACCGAGAGCAGAUUGCCAAAGACUUCAUCAACUACGUGGAGGUUGGGAGGGAUGACCCACCACCCUUCAAGGUGAAGGAGAUAGCCAAGACCAAACUUUUGCAACAAACUUUCAUUAGGGGAUAGAGAUUUUUGUUGUCGGUGCAGAUCUGUUACACUAAACUUCUAAUAAAUUGGACGUGAU